GAGGUAUUUGAUGUUUUAUGUCAACUAAUGUGUGAAGAGACAGAAGAAGAGAAAAUAGAUCAUAAUUACCCAACACCCCAGUUGAGUGAGAGUGCACAAAGCUCUCUUGACACUGAUUCAAAUUCGGACAAUGAUAAUAGUAUUAAAUUAAAUCAGGAUAGCGAGCGAAAAUUCAAUGAAAUCCAAGUAACUGGAUUAGAAUUUUAUAAAAAAGUAGAGGUUGUUAGAUCAAUACCUAAAGAGGAAGUUAGGCCCCAAGAUAAUAAAACAUGUGCUUCUAAUAUUAUAAGAUUAGAACAUUUUGCGCUUAUCUCUACCUGGAUUGAUCAAUCACAAACAUAUAAACAAAAGAUUUUUAAACUUUUUACACCACCAAAGAAGUACUUGAUUACGAACUUUCCAUAUGAUUUUACACUACUUACGAGAGGAAGUCAAGAUGGGUUUACAUCAUCUGCCUUUCAUCAAAAAU
This is a messenger RNA of Scutellospora calospora, 469 nucleotides long. NCBI's taxonomy places the organism in Eukaryota, Fungi, Glomeromycota, Glomeromycetes, Diversisporales, Gigasporaceae. The record is from the annotation of a GenBank genome assembly.